Taeniopygia guttata (zebra finch) is the source of this 6858-nucleotide messenger RNA. It is a transcript of the gene FAM234A, whose product is annotated as family with sequence similarity 234 member A. Gene Ontology annotation, cellular component: cell surface. The record is from RefSeq and is a predicted model, not a curated record. NCBI's taxonomy places the organism in Eukaryota, Metazoa, Chordata, Aves, Passeriformes, Estrildidae.
CCUGUUGUUACUGUGGUACAGGAAGGGGUGUUUGUUCCCUCUCAGCUGGGGCUGGGGACUGCUCCCAGCUCAUCCCAUGGCUGGGGGAAGCAACCUGUAAAGCGUGGGAGCCCUGGAGUCUGAGAUGCAGAUCCUGGCCUGUGUGGGUUCACUUUGGGUUUGUCACAUGUGUUUUCUAAAUAUUUCUCAUUCUACAAGGUCUUUCUCCCAUGUUUUCUCCUGUCCCCAGAUCUACUGCAUGUAGUGUGUGUUACACUGCAGCAGCACAGAAUCCUGUCACUUUCUGCUCCCCUGAAAGGUGCCUGGAUGCAUUGAACUUCGCAGCUGAUUUAUUCUGUGUCCUCUUCCAGCAGGAGACAAGAUGUCAGCUGCUAAAGGACAGUAAAACCAUCUCAGAUGCACACUAUCAUUUUCUGCUUGUCUUCAAUUAAACUGAUUACCAGCCCUCUUUGUUGUUGAGCUCGGGCCGUUCCACAUGCUGCCAGCAUGUACUUUGGCAGCAGCAGGCACUGGGAUUUCCUGCAUUGUUUGAGCCUUGGCCAUUGACCUUUGUGGUCCUCGUUCUGGCACCGCCUCUGCUCUGGCAGGGGUGCAAAGGGCAUUAUUCAAACCCUGAAAGAAAAGAGAGAGAAUUGCUUUAAAGGCAUUGAGGGCUCUUUGUGCUCGGUGGCUCCGUGGGGUCAUCGCUGCAAAAAAGAGGGGAAUUACUGGGGUUGGCAGGAUAAUUACUGCUUUUUUAUUGUUCUCAUCCCAGUCUAGAUGACAGUGCUGAGAUUAUAGUGAGUCAUAAAAAUAUGCCAUCAAUGCUGUGUUAGGUGGUGUCCCUUUUGGACAGAGAGGGGAGAAACCUGGGUUUGGUUCCUUUGGGAAGUCCCAUAGGUGCUGGUAUGCCCUGGAUCUUUCCCAGCUCUAUACUGGGAGGCCGUGGAGGUUCUGCUGGAGAGGCUGGUGGGGUUGUGCUGGAGCCCUGUUGCAGCCCAUGCUGUGGGUGCUGGUUUUGAGAAGAUCCCCCUCUCCGUGCUGCUGGAGAUGGACCCUCCAGGGACACACGAGCCACCUGCCCCGGCACAGGGGAGGUCACAUAACUCACUCCUGCCACUGUCCCCAUCGCUGUGGCAGUAAAUCAUUUGCUCAGCCUGUGCCUGGAGCCUCGUACCGUGAACCUGCUCAAGGCCUGGUGCAGUAAAAGAGCAACGCUCAGCUCGAGGGAGAGGCUAAAAGCACCACUUGAUCUGUUGUUCCACUUUCCAUCUGGAGCCUUCCUACCCAUCAGGUGCCUGCUGUUGGUCUGGGAACAGCCAGGCUUGUGUGGGUGUCCCUGGUGUGGCUGGUGGGCUGAUGAGGAGGGUAGAUGAAAUCCUUUGGAAUAACAUGCAACUUCUGCAUUAUUGAUUCGUUUGCAUGGUAUUGUGCAGGUUGAAUUAAAUUAACUGGAGUGAGAUCCUGUACUUGAUGCAGAACAAAUGCCACAGUGCUUGGGUUGGAGGAAGUGCUUGUAAGUCCAGCAGGCUCUGAGGUUACAGGGUUGACAGUGCCAGGCUGACCUGCUGAUUCUGUGCCUCGGGCUUGCCUUGCCGUGGAUCUGUCCCCUUGUGAUUUGUACCCAGAAGAGAAGAGGUCUCUGCAGUGGGACAGGGACAGCCUGUGAGCUGCUUGAAGGAGCUGAGCAUCCCCAGGGUGACUCAUCUUGUGUUUCACAGGACCUGUAAAUGAGCUUGGGUAGAAACAUGAGACACAGCGAGCCCUGUUGCUGCUGGAGUUGAAAUCCCAUGCUCUGCACUGUGUUGGUGCUGUCUUUAAGCUUUUUUCUGCUGGGGAAGUAAAUGGCUCCAGUGGACAACCCAGACAUGUGACUGCUGGGACACAGUCAUGGAAAAUUGGCUUGGUUGUCGUGGUUAUUUACUCUGAUAUAACUUUUCAUAACACUGUCAAGCAGCUUUUUCCAAGCCUACUGGAAUGUGUUAUUCUUUAUUUCUUCCCUUGUGGUAUUUUUUAAAGAAGCACUAUCAGAGAAUCUGUAUAAAACAUGGAUUUUUACUGUUGUUGUGGGUAAUGACUUACAGGCUCCUCUAACUGACUAGGGCUCUUUCCCCCCCCUUUUUUUAGCAAAUUAGCACAGAACCCCUCUGUUUAUUGUCGUUGUAGCCCAAGGAUAUGGUUUGUAGCAGUAGAAGCUAAAAUAGCAAUUGUUAACUCUUCCAGUGUGAUGAAAUCAGAUUUGCCUGAUUUUAGUCUCAACUCCUGCCUUGUUUUUCCUCUGGGGAGGGAAGUCAUCACUCUUUUGCCUUCUGCAGGGCUGGGCUGCUGAACUUACCCAGUGGUUUCUCAUGUAAGAAGGUGUUGAAGAGCUCUGGUUUGCUCCUAUACAGAAUACUCUGGUGUUUGUUUCUCUCUCUCCUGGGGAAGCUCAAGUGCACAUUACAGUAGAGAACAGCUUUAUGUUGAGAUAUAAAGGCCACAAGUGUUUCCUUUCACCUCUCCAGCUCAGAGUCAGGCUGACAUACACGGGAGGUGGCAACAAGUCUUUGCAACAGGAGGAGCUUUUGGGGUGUUUUUCUUGAGGGAGACCUGCAGACCAGUCAGUCCUUUCUGCGUGGGGUCUGUAGCCUUCUUUGUCCAGCUCUAGCAGAGUUGAUUUCCUCCUCUGGAGAAGAAUUGGUGCUGUUCCUGCAUUCCACGAACGCUCUCCAUUGCUCUGUGUGGGAGACCUCCAGCACCAGCAGUGUGUUGUAUCCAGCUCUGUGACACUGGUUUGCUCACCUCCCAUUAAAUGUUUCCAGUGUGAAUAUCAGGUGAAGGGGGAGAAGGGUGUCUGAAUACCGAUGAAUGAGCUGUGAUGGAUAACAAGGACUCAGAAGCUGAGAUCCACCCUCUGAAGACUGAGGAUGUAAAAGCUCAGGAGAACCAUGAGCACUAUGUGGAGAGGAGGAUUGUCAAGUCCUCGGGGCUGUCCCGGCUGUCCCGGUGGCGCACUGCUGCCUUCUUCAUCUCCCUGUUCCUCUGCCUGAUCAUUGUCUUUGCUUUCUCCUUCAUCAUUCCCUGCCCAGAGAGGCCAGUUUCAGAAAGAACAUGGUUCCAAUACUACAACAAUGCAGUGCCCUACCCGUUCCUUGCUAUGGAUGAUGUGAAUGAAGACAAAGUCCAAGAUGUGCUCUUUGCUUUCAAAUCCAGCAGUGGCAGCAGCAGAUUCAACGUGUCCUGUCUGGAUGAAGGGCUGCCAUCUCCCUGUGCCUUCGUUGCUGCGGUGUCUGGCACGAACGGCAGCGUGCUCUGGGAGAGCCCUGCUGCAGAGGACCUGCAGUGGCUGCAGUGUGGCAUGCAGCAGCUGGGCUGCCUCGCCGUGGAGAAGCCUCUGUUCCUCACAGCACUCAGCCUGCACACAGGGGAAGUUCUGUGGAGGCAAUCCCGUGACUUUGGAGCUAAUUACACUGUGCUGACUCCUUUAUCAGUGAUUCCAGAUGUGGAUAAUGAUGAAGUUCAGGACCUGAUAAUCUUUAUUACUAAAGAAGGCCAGGUGAAGGUCUCCAUCCAUUCAGGGAAAACUGGCCAGCAGAUUGGCUCUGUGGGCAGCCUGUGGGUGGAUGGCAUCGCUCGCUACGUCAGGCUGCAGCUGCGCUCCUCCUCCUACUUCCUUUUCUACACAGAGAACUCUCUCUAUGCAUAUUCCCUGGAAGAUCUGUGCAGUACAGUAGUUGGGGUGGAGGUUAAGCAUCUCAACUUCCAGCCAGAUUCUCACUGGGUGAAGCACAUUGACCACGCCACGCACCGCUUAUCCCUUCCCAGAUUUGAAAAUAUUCACUACCUGGCAAAAGUUCCUGGGCACUCAAGGGACAACAUCCUGGUUGUGGACUCAGAGAUGGCUACACUGAUCAACACAAAAGAUCUCCGCACUGUGUGGACCCUCAAUGUGUCCCGUCUUUUGAGUGAGCCGCUGCUCGGUUACUACAAACCUGAUGCCCACGUUAUAGUCCUGGAGAGUGACAUUGGACCCAACAGGAAGAAGGUUAUGAUUGUUGAGAGUGAAUCUGGAGCAGUCCAGUGGGAGCUGAAGCUGAACUCGGGACCAGGGAGCCCUGGCCCAGCCACGCUUUCCACUGCGGAUCACCGCUCUGCCUUCCUCUUGUGGGGAGACUACCAGGAGCCAGGCAAUGAGACAAGACACAGAGCUCCUCUCCGGAAGCUGUACCUUUUCCAUCCUUCCUACACUACUGUCCUGUUGGAGCUCCGCAACAGCACCGACCACAUCAUUGCAUUCACUGCGGCGCUGUUCGAGCGGAGCCGCCACGCCUGCUACGUGCUGCUGCGGGGCCCCCGGCCCAGAGAGGGGCCCGGCCCCGUGUCCCUGAUGAAGAGGAACCUGAAGGAGGACGUGGCAGUGAGCAGGGUGAUCUGGCUGCGCCCCACGGGGGACGAGGAGCAGUACGUCCGGGACCGCCUCUACAGGAUGCGCUUCCAGAGCCGAGACUGAGCUGGCCGAGGAGUGGGGAAUGGGGAGAGGCUGCCCUGCCCUGCUCUGCAGCCCUGCUCUCGACAAGCCCAGAGCCUGCAUUCUCGUGGGAAGCUGCCUUUCUUCAUCUGCAAACCAAAGCAUGGCUGGCAGGGAAGCACUCCCAGUGUCGCUGUGGGGGCAGCUGCCCGAGUGUCCAUCCUCAGAGCUGAUGGGACUUCAGUGCUUGGCCACCACUGAAGUGUCAUCAGCUCAGGGAGGGGGGCUGUCCCCUCCAUCCCUCUGUGCCUGCAGAGCUGUGCUGACUCAGGAGUGUGUCUGGAGGAAAACAUGUACUUGCUGAGGUGCCAGAAUUGAUGAUUUCUGGGAUGUCUGAGAAGUGGAGUUGGAUGUCUGGGAAGUGGAGUUUGCUGUGUGCUGUUUGCUGUUAGAUUUCCUUUCUGAGUCAGCUCUCCUGGCUGGGGAGGGGUGCUUGGCUGCAAGUCGAUUUGCAAUUACCCUCUCCUGGAUUUGAGCUGCGCUUCAGUAGUGGAGGGGGUGUGUGGUGACCCCAGCCAUGGCUGUGGUGUGUCUGGUGCCACUUGGGCCAGCAAAGCACAGGUUAAAGUGUCAUUCUACUCAGCAAACGGCCUUUUCUCCCAAGAACAGCCCCAUGUGUCCUACUCUGCGGUCACCAGCCUACCUGUGUCUUUGUCCUCUGCUGCUUCCUUCCCAGCCAGGCUGUGCAGUGUUGGUGGCACCGAGAGGGAGCUGGUCUCCCACCUGAUGGAUGCAUCAAUGUUCCUCCCUUCCCUCAGUCUGCUUAUAGGUGGUGAGAGAUCCACCCUGAGCCCAGGCUGGGUGGUCCUUGGAGGUACCACCACCACCACCUCUCCAGAGGAUCUGGCUUGUGUAGAAUUGCACUUUAACCUUUUCUGGGGUCUGGGAUUGCUGCUCUGGGAAGCCCUGUCCCCAAGUGGCAGUGCCAGCACCCUGCUCCUUCAGCUUUGCAGCUGCUGAGGAGCCUUCUCCAAGCACUGUUCCUGCUGCCAGAAGGUGGGCAGGAGCUCUGUGCUGCCUCCCUGCCCUUGGAAUUGAGGUGAAGCUGGGUGAGGAUCCUUGAGCACUCUUCUCUCUGCCCACCCUGGUAUCCCAAGGGGAUGGGACAGGUUGCUGUGUGAAGAUGACAUGUUUGUCCUGGAGAUCUGUGUAGCACCAUGAGGUGUUUGCUCUGCCCUGUCCUGCUGGGUGCCAGUGCAGGCUGUAGAAACAAGGUGCAGAGCCUUGAAAACAGUUUGAACCAGCUACUCAGUCCUGAAAAUAAAAAUAGGCCUAAAAAUAACUUCUCUCAGGCUCUGCAGUGCUAGAGGGGGUUUGGCCAGUGCCUCCCUGCCUUCUGAGUCUGACAAUGGGGGAUGUGUAGAAACACUGUAGGAUGGGAAUGUGCAGCAUCAGGCAUCAGCUCUUCCCUUCAGCCACUGCUGAGCCCGAAGGUGCCCAUGGCAGCUGUGUCACAGCUCACAGCACAGCCCCAGCCCUCCCAGGCUGGCAGCACAGGGAGCUGGUCUGGGGUGUCCAGCUGUGCAGGAAGCCAGGGGUGCUCUCUGCAGAGUGCUCCCCAACCUUCAAAGUACCCUGGACUCAAAAUGAUGGGGUUGCCCCUCUGCUGCUCUUCCCAGCUGUUUUCUGAGGGAGUGUAGAGUGCAGGGAGGUUCCCCAGCUGUGUCCCCCAGCUUGGGUUUCCUCUCUGCUCAGCACCUUAGGCCUGACAGCCCCCCAGGUCUCUGUGCCAGUGUUGCAGCCAUAAGAGGGCUGGAUUGAGGCUGCCCUUCAGCCAGCUGGGACAGGGCACAGGGCAGGGGAUGCUCAGGCUUGCACUGUAGUCCAGCCUGAGUGCUGGAUGUGGAUUGUUUCCUGCUGAGAUUCCAGUGGCCAGGAGCAAGGGGAGUGCCUGGGGUACAGCCUGGGCUGCACUCUCACUGCACUCUCCCUCCUCCGAUCCCUACCCAGACCUGACCUCCCCAUAGGCACACUGAAUGUUCUUUGAGGAGAGCUGGAUUUUCAGCUCUGUGCAGCUUUCCUGGCUUUAAGUUGUCCAGUAAUGUUUCUGGACCGUUUGGAAACACAGAUUUUGCCGUGGCAGCUCAAUUAAACGCAUCAGUGCCAAACCAGCACCUUCUUAACAAAACCAGUCUGUUUUCAGCUUAUUUCCUGUGUAAUUGGUUUUUUUUGCAGUAUUUAAUGAAUGACUUUGUGCCUUGAUUCAAUAACUCAGCUGGGUGGCAAUGGCUAUAUCACUGUGUUAUGUGUUAGUGUGGUUUUUAAUACUGAGACUGUUUGGUUUGGUUCUUUAACUUAUUGCAAAUUGUGCCAUACAGGACUUGCUCUAACCGGAAUGGUUUCAAUAAAUCCUCUUUUGCAUUGUUUGUAAA